Molecule: messenger RNA, 3663 nt
Organism: Hydractinia symbiolongicarpus
Lineage: Eukaryota; Metazoa; Cnidaria; Hydrozoa; Anthoathecata; Hydractiniidae
Product: MAP/microtubule affinity-regulating kinase 3-like
Exons: 18
Coding region: 388-2649 (753 amino acids)
Biological process (GO): intracellular signal transduction; microtubule cytoskeleton organization; protein phosphorylation
Cellular component (GO): cytoplasm
Molecular function (GO): tau-protein kinase activity; protein serine/threonine kinase activity; ATP binding
Source: RefSeq, a predicted model, not a curated record
GAAGUCUGGGACCGAUAGAAGAGUGUUGUUUGCUUGAGUUUGAAGUGUUGCAGAAAGAACAGAAACAAAGUGAAAUUUGUACCAAAAUAAUACGCUUUCUUUCGUGUUGCUGUGACAUCUAAAUUAGUAACCCUUGCUUACCAUAAUUUUGAGUAAAUAUAAGAAUAGUAGCUCACAAACCGUAAAUCCUACACCUUCAAGGACAACAUAAAGAUUAAUCACAAACAUUUUGGUCGUAAUAAAAGGCGUUUAUUUUGGAUAUUGCUGCUUUAUAGAAGAGUUGUUAUCUUUACAUGGUUUAAUUGGUAUUUACGAGUAAAUGUUGAAAUUUUAAAGGGAAUGUAGAUUAUUUUAUUGGUAAUAUUUUUUUAAAAUUACAAGGCAGAAAUGUCUUCAGGAAGACAGCCAGUCUCGGUCGAUGCUUCUGAUGGAUCAAGGCAUUCGCAUCAUGGUCAUAGAUCUGGUACAAAAAAGAUGGAAGAUUCUCAUUCAAGUUCAAAAUCGCGACAACGAACAGGAACGGCUGGGGAUGAUGUAUAUGUUGGCAAAUAUAAACUAAUUAAAACCAUUGGUAAAGGAAAUUUUGCGAAAGUUAAACUGGCAAAACAUUUACCUACUGGUAGAGAGGUUGCCAUCAAAAUUAUUGAUAAAACACAGUUGAAUCAAACCAGUCUACAAAAGCUUUUUCGGGAAGUUCGUAUAAUGAAGUUCUUGGAUCAUCCUAAUAUAGUAAAAUUAUAUGAAGUUAUUGAGACUGACAAGACAUUGUAUUUGGUUAUGGAAUAUGCUAGUGGUGGAGAAGUAUUUGACUAUCUUGUUGCUCAUGGAAGAAUGAAAGAAAAAGAAGCAAGAGCCAAGUUUCGACAGAUUGUUUCAUCUGUGCAAUAUUGCCAUCAAAAGCAUGUGAUUCACAGAGAUCUCAAGGCUGAAAAUCUUCUUCUGGAUUGCGAUAUGAAUAUAAAAAUAGCUGAUUUUGGAUUUAGUAAUGAAUUCUCUCCAGGUAGUAAAUUAGACACGUUUUGUGGCAGUCCACCAUAUGCAGCCCCUGAGCUUUUUCAAGGCAAGAAAUAUGAUGGGCCCGAAGUCGAUGUUUGGAGUCUUGGUGUUAUUUUGUAUACCUUAGUUAGUGGAUCUUUACCAUUUGAUGGACAAAAUUUAAAAGAAUUAAGGGAAAGGGUUUUACGUGGAAAGUACAGGAUACCAUUUUACAUGUCUACAGACUGUGAAGCUUUGUUGAAGAAGUUCUUGGUAUUAAAUCCUGAAAAACGAGCAUCUUUAGAAGUUAUUAUGGCUGACAAAUGGAUGAAUAUAGGUUAUGAAUCUGACGAAUUACAACCACAUGUAGAACCGAAACCAGAUCUGAACGAUGUAAAAAGAUUAGAUUUAAUGGUUGACAUGGGCUUCACAGUAGACGAAAUAAAAGAAUCGUUGAAAAUGAAUAAAUACGAUGAUGUCAUGGCAACGUAUUUGUUACUCGAUGAAAAUAGACUUACUAGUACUGAUACAAUUACAAUAGAUUCCACAUUUAUUAGAAACGCUGUGAGCGAUAAUUCGGUAAAUAAAAGUAGACCAAGUUAUAAAUCUGGAAAAGAGAACAAACGCUACGGAGAUUCGAGAAGUUCAGAAAGGACUGCAUCUGUUCCAAGUGAAAAAGUACUGUCUACAAAUGGAGAGAGGUCGAACCGUCCGUCAAGUGGAAGAGCGUCCGACAUACCAACGUCAGCUCGAAAUCCAAACCAAGCCGACAUUCCAGAUUUAGAAAGCUCAGAAGGGAAGAGAAAUGCUGGAAGAGCAAUACAAAGGCAAAAAAGUGCACCCAGCAACGCUACUAACAGACGGCAUACAUUUGGACAGGAACGAGCUUCUGCAAGAAACACUGGUCACACAUCCCAAGGAAGUUCUCAAACUAAUGGAGAAAGUGGUUCACCGCAAAGUUCAAAAUCCAGAAAUGUGAAUGACAGGUUAUCUCCAACAAGGAUCUCGCUACCACCUCUGAAACACGAGAGGAGGAUAGAUGACGCAAAUAGACCUACGACUGCACCAGGUGGACCGUUAGAUUUAGGUGGCAGAAACAAUAAACUACGGAGCACCUAUCAUGCGUCUUCAGGACAAAAGAAAAUUCGCGUGCCAGAAGAACGUAGCAUCGACACAAACAGUGCGAGUGCAAGUAACAGAACACCUUGGUUGUCUAAACUUAAAAACAGAUUCAGCACAAGAAUGUCGCGAGAAAAUUUAUUCAGCAAAUUCAGGCGGCGCCGACGGCAGGGAGACGUCUCCAACUUAUCUUCACCUCCGUCACCGCCAUCACCCGUCAAUAUGUCGCUGAGUUCGUCGGAAAAGAUAAAGCCUCGUUCUUUGCGCUUCACAUGGAGCAUGAAGACGACGAGUAACAUGAACGCGGCGGAUGUCGUGAACGAGAUAAAACGAGUACUCGAUUUGAACAUGUGUGACUAUGAGUCGAGAGAUAAGUAUUUGCUCUAUUGCGGGCACCGCAGUCCGCAGAACAACCACGUGUUGGUGCAGUGGGAAAUGGAAGUCUGUAAAUUACCGCGAUUGCAUUUAAACGGCGUGCGCAUGAAGCGCGUGCACGGUUCCGCUAUAGAUUUUCGUAAUAUCGCUUCGAAGAUAACUCACGAUUUAAAUUUGUGACAACCUCGCAGACGGGGGUAAACUAUUUAAAGGACUGACUGACUGUCAUUUGACAAAACAAGUUACACGUGAGUUUAGGGAUGAAAUAUAUUGUAUCAGACUUAAACAAAUCGCUGAAUAGUUUUUAUACCAAUGAGAAAAACAUUUUUUGGCCUGUUGUUAUUGCCUUUGUAUAUAUACACGAAAUAUAAUCAACAUGAAUGGAAAAGUUGGUUGGAUAAGUUCUGCUAGGAAAGGUCGUUGUGUGGUAUUUAUUACUUUGUGCAUAUGAGUAUAAAAUAACUAGAUUGGCAACGUUGUUCUCCGUGAAGACAGCGGGCUGUCUCGUCUUGCUUUGUACUUUUUUUGUUGAUGCUGUACCUAAUAACAGGGUUGACUGCAGGGAAGUAUUAGGAUUGGCUAGUGUUUUUAAACUAUCAUGGAAAACUUAAACUUCUGAUACAAUUUUGGUUUUACUUUACUGACAUAAACUUCUACGGGAAGAAAAUGUUUUCAUUGAGAAAGCAAAAAUUAAUUUUCGUUUCUAAUGUUCCUCACUUGCUUGACUGCAUUUAUUUAAGAAUGUAAUAGCACACUUAAUUUUGUCCUCUGCUUUUUAUUUCUUCUAAUUCGUCGUAUACGAUGUCCUGAAAAUUGCUGGCUUACAAUUUUCCUGUGGCAACCCUGAAGAAGCAGUUUUAUGAAUGAAUCUAUUAGAUUUUUUCAUUUCGACAUUUGACUAGGAUAUUUAUAUUUAUUUUGUCACUCUUUGUUGCUAUUUCCAAGUUCCCCCUCUUUCGUCCUUUCUCGCGAUCUACUGUUUUUACUACUAAUCAAGAAAAAAAAAACUUUGUUCAAUUUUUUGACUCCUUUCAGGGGAAUGGUUUCUUUUGCGUUGUACAGCGUAGAGUAAUUUGAUUUGAUGUAAAUACUUUCAUAUAUAACCUUCAAGAAUUUGUGACAUCAAUUGUAAAACUCCGCUGCAUGCUGGUAGUUGCAUGUGACGGCGACGAAAAAAAAAAUCUUAAACGUAAA